AUUCCCAAUCUGUGUCCAGAGAUGAUAGUGACGCCAAUAGAGAUCCAGGCCCAAAGGCCCAACUUCCAACACCCAGGCCAGGGCCACCUUGCCUGCACAUGCAUCGUGGAGAAUUCGGCAGUGGCGACCCCAACACCAGAGCCCGGCAAGUUCCAGGAAGCUUACAGGCCUCAGCCUUGAGCCAGGGAGGUAUCAUGCCCAGAGGCCAUGCAACCUGCAGGGAGUCUGGUGACCAGGAGCCACCUGUCCAUGGCCAAAGACUGGAAAGGCAGCAGCAACCACCGGGAGCGCAGGCCUGUCCUCAGUGUGCUGAGCUGCAGAGAGAGAGAGACGACCUUAAACAGCAACUAGUGUCCAUGCAGCGCCUCACUGAAAAGUUCCGGGCCCUUUUAAGUUGAACCCAGCCUCUUCCUACAAGACAAGCAGCUGGUACCUUUGGAGCCCAGGAGCUGCGGCUUAGCUGGUUCCUUCCGUUUAUUGUUCACCCACGGCUUCCUCUCAUCACCUGCUCUUGUCCUCUCCUGACCCCAGUUUACAGCAAACUAUCCAAUUAAAGUAGCUCUCAUAUUCUCA
Messenger RNA from Microcebus murinus (gray mouse lemur), 573 nucleotides. RefSeq lists its product as uncharacterized. The record is from RefSeq and is a predicted model, not a curated record. Lineage: Eukaryota; Metazoa; Chordata; Mammalia; Primates; Cheirogaleidae.